UGUUUUCCGCAACUAUAACUGAUAUGUCUCUAUAUGAAGUACUAAAUGUUUCCCCGCUGGCCACUUGUAUUUCGGUCUUCAUCCGUGACGUAGUAACUCCCCUCCUCUUUCGUCGCCCGUAAAGUUCCAAGAUGGGGGACACAUACUUCAGUCCUGUGAAAGAGGAUAAACGGAAGAAAGACAAACAUACAGGUGACUUAACCCAAAAAAUACAUUUGCUACCAAAUAUUUGGUUGAAAAGCGUAGUAGGAGCUUUGCAACGAGAGAGCAAUUCUACGAAUUUUCCGUUUUGGUGUACUUAACGGUCCCAGUGAAUACCGGUCACUUCGCAAACUUGUCACUUCGCAAACUGUCACUUCGCAAACGUCCUUUGUCACUUCGCAAACGCAUCCAAGUCGAUUCGCAAACGUCUUCGAAUUUUUUUUAAAAAGGUUGAUAUAACUUCAUAUUAUGUUUCUUUACAAUCUUUUAUCGAAGAAAGUUUGGGACUGUAAUUGCCUUCAAAUCAAAUACAUUUCUUGUUGCUGUGCAAAACUAAGUAGUUGUACAUUAUUAUUAGCGUUUAGCAGUUAAUACGUCUAAUUCUUCAACAACCCUAAGGCGGUUUCGAUCGAAGCAUAGAUAGAUGUAAAUUUGUGUCUUGUUCCUCUUUUACAUCUAUCUUGGAUAUGUAUUCAAUACCCUGUCUUCACUUCGUGCGUUCCAGCUUACACGGUUGUCGUCAAUCACACAGAAACCAUCACAUUUGUAAAUAUUUGUAAAUACUAGAGUAUAGUUUAGUAGAUCGUCGAUCAGUCGAGUCACGCAAUCAAUUCAUCAUUUAUAAUGAUUAAAAGUAACGUGAUUCUCUUCUGUUGAUUUUCGUUGAUUCAUAUUACGUUUGCGAAUCGACCGAGGACGUUUGCAAACUGACAGUUUGCAAAGUGACACGUUUGCGAACUGACAGUUUGCGAAGUGACACGUUUGCGAAGUGACCGGAUACCGUCCCAGUGGGCCUCCUUUUCUCUUAAUUUUUAUUUGCAUAGCACAGAAACAAGUCUCAGAGCUCUGUCAUGAUAUCAGUGUUCUGUUAACAGCUGAGAAUGUAGACCGAAUCGGGAUAUACCUGUCUAUCCUUUCGAUCGGCUUCUCGGCCCGAAUUGUAAAUUUUCCCAACUCUGUCAUCGUUCGAAUACAAUCCGAAUCCUUUCUACUUAUACCCACGUUUUUCCUAUGCUCUACAGCAUUAAAAUUUUAACCAAAGUCCUCUCUCUUUGCUGGUGUUUGGGAAAGUUAGCUAUAAACUGGAUUGAUGAAAACCGGAUCUGAACUAUGCCGCCAUAACACUUAUGUACUAUACUAGCUUACCAAGGACAGCAGCUGGUCUAUACUUACGCGCCAUCUAAAAAUUAGAGGAGGACGAUGCGUGAUCCAGGUUAUUUUACAUAUCUACGAAUCUGUCCAAAUCUUUGCCAAAAUUUAUAAAGCGAAAGAUUUCCAAGACCAAAUCCACCUAUGCACCAAUGAUCACCAACCUAUUUAUCAUUGUUUUAAUUUAAAUAUGCGACAAAGCCUUUUAAGUUACUGUGUUGUCCACCAUGUCAUUGACCGUCCUGUAAUUUCUAAUAAGGAAUGAUUAUAGAUCAUUGGUUCAUAAUCUAUGCAAUCAUACAAGUGUUUAGCUGGAAAACUUGUCCACUUGAUCACAGUUAGAUCGCUCUCACAUUUUUUUUUCACCCCUGUUAAUUCAUUGACUAGAUCUAUAUAAUACAUCUAUACAAAUGGGCAAAAAAAUCUUGUGAAGGUGAAAUAAAGACUUUUGGAAUUUUACUGCAGCUGUUGUACUCUCCUUUUAUUCUGUUGACAUCUUUUUGAAGAGAAAAGAAAGGGUAUACAUAUAUUUCAUAUAUAUUCAAAUUGCAACGUUUUUGAAAACAUUUUAUACACACACACACACACACCCCCAUAUAUAUAUAUAUAUAUCUUUAUCUAUAUAUAUACACACAUAAACAUAUAUAUAUAUGUGUGUGUGUAUAUAUAUAUAUAUAUAUAUAUAGAUGUUUGCAAGCUUUUUUUAAUUUUUGACUUGUAUGCUCCACUUGGCAACUUGCCUCUGAAAUUGCAUUCCCCUUCUCAAUUGCCAUAGAAGAUUAAGACUUAACCAGGCUACAACUCCUCUACCCAAGAUCCAAAUGGCUUUGGGCUUGAUAUUACUCAUUGAGGGUGAUGAGAGGUUUAUAUAGCUAGUUUCCAGGGAUUAUUGACAUUGUAUUGGAAAAAGAGUAUAUACAGAAAAAAUGUUCUGUUUAGUGACACGUUAUGAGCUUUGUAGUUGGGGAAAAAUCUCAAAUUUUGGGUUAAGUGUGCCCUUCUCUUAAAGUCUCAAAGUGAUGUUAUAGCACCAUUCAGUGUUCUGUCUUCUUCUAUGGAAGUAUAUUUUCCUUUUUUACUUUCCUGAACAUUAAACCAAAAAUGUGAGUAGUGGGUCACAUGUACUCAUGAAAUUGAUUUGUUUGUAUCAAGGUAAUACAACUGGACCUGACAAGACUGAUUCAUCACAAACACACUACUCAGGUAAAGAGUGUGAGUGAAAUAAAUGUAAUGCAGUCUCAGAUCAGGGAAGUUGCAUAAUACUUGAAGGGAAACUGUGGCCAAGUUUAGGUGUCAUUUUAUCCUAGGGAAAGAAAAAGUAUUUAGUCUGUCAGUAUAAUGACUAUAAUCAUGACUUUUGAUCCCAGGCAUUUCACAAAACCACAAUCAUCUCCAAUGGGCUAAGAGACUGAAAAGAUCAAUAUGGUCCUGUGACUGUGGGGAAAUUUUCUUUUUACUCACUCGACUGGCAAAAUAAAAAAGAAGUGAAAAAAAAUGAAGAAAAAGAAAAGUUAGCUGGAGCUGAAGAAUCCAUCUCACUUGUUUCAACUUCAGGCCUACCAUAAUAUAUCAGUCUGUUACAAUUUGAAAUAUUUUUUGUAUGCUAAUUUCCAACAGUCAUAAAACCUUCAAUGUUUUGAGUUCUGUUUAGACACGCUUUUCCAGGAAUGGAAAGACCUUCAAUGAAAAUGCAGUCAGGUCUGAAGUCACUCACCUUCAGCUGGUGAUUUUAAACCUGAUAUAAGACUGCUGCUUAUUUAUCAAAUAUUACACAAGUAGUGUUUGGAAAAACCUUGAGUCCAUUAAUGUAACAUUCAACUUCAGAGAUUUCAAUACUAAGACACAUAUCUGUUAGAAUCUAGGACAUAACUGAUCUCAAAUUAAAGAAAAGUAACUCUGAAAUUUAAUAUUAAGUUUCAUUUGCAAGACAAGCCUUUUUCAACCCCUUCUCCUUGCUGUUUGCUUAUGGGAUGUCCCAUUUUGUAUGUUUCCUAGUAAAUUCAGCCCAUGUUUUUUUGCCAGGCCUAGUAUUGUCACCUUAAGCUUAAACUUUGGAUAACUGAUCAACCCAGCAGCCAGGAAAAAAUUUUAACUUCCUCAAUGAUGAUGUCUUGGUGCUUGUUUUUGUUGCCUGUAUUUCCUCAACUUCCUUAAUCAAUUCACUGCUUAGAUUUUCAACUCCCACAAAUAGAAAGUAGCCUGAAAAGGUCAAGAUUGAGUUAUUUUUAAAGCAAAUCUAAAAGAUAUGAAGAGGAGUUUUCUAGAUGUAAAGAAAAACUAUUUUUUAAUGUAAUUGUUUUGACAGAUUGUGGUCCAACUCGAAGUACUGAGAGACCUGACCAAGCUGCUCUUCCCAGGACAAGUACAACUGAGAUGGAAUCAGAAAAUGGUGUGCCUCAAAGUGGCAGGAAUCCUUCAUGGAGUCCUAGUGAAACAGGUGAAGAUGUUUAAAAAACAUUCUCACCACUAUCCAGUGAUAUAUUAUCUUAAGGUUCUCAACCAAUGAACUGAUAGUCAAACAACACCUGUUCUUUACUUGACUUUACAUCAUGAAACUUUGGAUACCUUUCUACUGAAAGUCUUAAGGAGGGAAUGAUUAAUUAAAGUUUACCUCUGUCAGUGCUGCAAGAACAAUAUGCACUAUCCUAAAUGGUUAAGUUGGAUAUUUUUAAAUAUCAUAUUUAUUUUUUCAACAUUUAAUGUACUUGGUAAGAAGAAACAAUUUUUUAUUUGUUUAAUUUAUAACAUGGCCAACAUAUCAUGGGUGGGAGACACAGUUGCCUAAUGCUUUGUGCACUGGACUCUGGAUAGGGAGGUCUGGGUUCAAGACCUGGCCAGGUCAAUGUGUUGUGUUCUUGAGCAAGACACUUUACUCUGACAGUGUCUUUCUCCACCCAGGAGUAUAAAUUGGUAGCGGCUUAUUAUCAAGGAAGCCUGAUAAAAUACUUGGGAGGUUAAAAUUGCAAUGACUAGCAUGCUGUUCAGGAGGGACUAGCGAUACUCAUAGUUGCUUCAUGCUUUGUAAACUAGAAUAAUCUCUAGCUGGAUUUGAUAAGGUGUGGCAUUCUGGUUUGUUUUGUAAAUUGGAGGCUCUAGGAGUACAACCACAUUUACUUCAAUUGUAUUAAAGAUAUAUGCACAACCAAGAGCAGCAAGAUAGAGAGGAAAUCCCCUUACUGGUGAAGUGUCAACUCUGGAGUCCCUAAAGGGUCUGUGUUAGGAUCACCUCUAUUUCCUAUUUGCAUUGAUGAUGUUUCUGAUGGUUUCGCCUCUUCCCUUGAUUUAUGCAGAUGAUACAACUCUGUUUGAAAUUGUUGAUGAGCUGGCCGCACAAGCUGGUGGCCUCAAUUCUGAUUUAAAUACCUUUUCUGAGUGGGCUGACAAUGGUUGUUAACUAUGAAUCCUUUUAAAUCUCGCAAUGUUGUAUUUUCUACCAAGUGUAAUAAACAACACCCACCUUCUCUUUCUUAACUCCAAGGUGGCCAAAGAUAUGGAGUCUCACGCUCACUUAGGUUUAACUUUUCAGGGUAAUAUGUUGUUGAGAAAUCAUCUGAUUGAGAUAUACAAGAAUGCUUCUAAGCAAUUUAAUAUGCGGAAUUUUGUUAAAUACAAAGUUGAUAGAUCCAUAUUAAUAAGUUUGUGCUUGAUUAAACUACUCAUGGAAUAUAGGGAUGUCAUCUGGAAGAACUGUCAUGAUUGUGAUUCACUCUGGAUAGCGUUCAAUAUGAAGCCGCAAGGGUGGUAAUAGGGAACCAUGCAGCUCUGCAAGUUUACAUGAGGAACUUGCUUGGGAGCUUUUUAGUAUCAGGAGAGAAGUUUAUAAGUCAAGCCAAUUUUACAAAAUAGCCAAGAAUCUUGCUCCACAUUAUCAAAUUGAUUUAUUGCCAAAACUAUCUAGUUAGCUCUCUCAUUUUCAUCAUAGAUCUUGGGAAAACUUCACACAAUUUCCCUGUAAACUGCAAGAAUUUUAUAGUCUUUUUUUCCAUCCACAACCACUGGCUGAAAUUCGCAGGACCUAGAUUUCCAAAACUCUGUGUUUCUUCCUACUUUCAAGCCAAAAACACUGUCAAUUCUCUUCCCCCAUACUUAUAAUAGGUUACAUGGUUGUUCUUUUUCAAGGCAUGCAUCUUUUUAUCACAACAACCUUUGACUUGGGUUGUCUAGUCUUGGGAAAAAUUUCUUAAAAAUUAAUAGUUGUGCAUUGUCUAUUUGCGAGUGCGGCCUUGACUGGAUCAAGGUAUGCCUCUCAGCAUAAUGUCCUCCUUACCUUUGCUGCUAGUUAUAGGUGAGACAUGGUCAUCAAUCAACCAUGGAAUUAAACUAAAUUUUGUAUUUUACAGUCUUAAGUCUGUUAAUUACAAUGUCAACUGUGCUUUUUUUUGCAAAAUUCAAAUUUUUUUUUAAUUAAUGCUAAUUGAUUUUCAGUGGCCGUAGUGUGAUUGUUAAAAUAAUAUUUCCCUUGCGAUGUAAGUUUAAUGCGUAGUUAUUGCAAGUAGUUUGUUGGUGUGUGAGCCUGUAUAACUUGAAUUAAGGUUUGUGAUAUUGAAUUCCCCCUUGACAAGCCAAGGUGCUUUUGGGGAAAACAUUGACAAAUAAGUUUAGAAUAAUCAAAAAAAGUUUGUGUUCAUUAGUGGUGGUUACAAAUGUUUUUUCCCCAUUAACAGCAAAGAGGGUAACCUAUUCUGACAAGCUUCAUUUCUUUCCUGCAUAUAGGUGGAGGCAUUGAGGAGAUCCACAAAGAGAAUGCUGAUGAUAAUGAGUUAAAUAGAGAUCAGCCUAAAGUGGCUCUCACUGGGCAAUCUUUUAAAGUUGAACACAUUCCAUAUAAGGUUCUGAGUGAAAUCUGCCUUGAACUUAAUAUAAAAGAUGAAUAUCUUUUUAACGAUUUCCGCAUGCUGGCAGAAAAAAUGGGAUUUGGUAGAGCUUUAAUACAAAAUUUAGGACAGUCACAAAAUCCCACUGAUGAAUUGCUGAAGCAGUGGUCGUCUAAGCAAGAAGCAACUGUAGGGAAACUCAUUGAGUUUCUUACAGAAAUGAAGAAGGAUGUUGCCGCAGCCUGUCUUAAAGACUGGUUGAAAGAACAGGUUUCAAAUAAGUGAGGUGUUGUGCAUUGGAAUUGUGUCAUAGUAGUUAAACUUAAUGUAAAAGAUCAUUUGCCUUGAUUAUAAUUGAUUAGUGAUUAUUUUUUUGCUUGUUGAAAACAUAGGAAUUAGUGAAGACAAUGCAAAAAUUAGAACAGUAAGAAAAUCUUACCGAUAAGAUUCUCGAUCAGUGGGCUGUUAAGCGUGAAUCAACUGUAGAGAAGCUAAUAGAGUUUCUCUGAGAGAGGGUGAUAUGGAUAGAGGUGAUUUUGCAACUACUCUUGAAGAAAAACAACAAUUUGAAAUGGAUGAAGUUACUAUGCAUUGGAAUUGUGUCAUAGUAGUUGAAUUGGGAGGCAGUCUCCCUAUAGUUUUUCAAUUCUUUUUUAAUACACCUGUACUCUAGGUGUCUAACUUUGAUUAUGAGCAGAAGAAGGAGUGUAAGGAUUGUAUGUUUUUGGGAAGAACAAUAUUGGUAAGAUUAAAUGUCAAAAAGUAUUAUACUAUGUAUAUUAUUUUAAAUCUUGUUCUUUUAAGUUCUAAAUUUUAGUCUCUAGUUCUAAAUUUUAAAAUCAUCAGUUCUGGGGUGACCACAGGACUGCCUGGUAUUGUGGCAUUUGCCAAACCUUCUUGGUCAUAAUUUUCAUUUAAUAGUGGAUUGGAUUAUGUUAAAGUAGAGAUUAAAAGCC
Pocillopora meandrina is the source of this 7120-nucleotide messenger RNA. Lineage: Eukaryota; Metazoa; Cnidaria; Anthozoa; Scleractinia; Pocilloporidae. The record is from the annotation of a GenBank genome assembly.